Messenger RNA from Pongo pygmaeus (Bornean orangutan), 2906 nucleotides. Its product is annotated as melanoma-associated antigen C1-like. The transcript is spliced from 4 exons. Gene Ontology annotation, biological process: negative regulation of transcription by RNA polymerase II. The record is from RefSeq and is a predicted model, not a curated record. Lineage: Eukaryota; Metazoa; Chordata; Mammalia; Primates; Hominidae. The coding region runs from base 311 to 2347 and encodes 678 amino acids. Gene Ontology annotation, cellular component: nucleus.
GUGCUUUCCCGGCGGCCAUCUUGGGAGUCUGAAAGACCUGAGGUAUUUUGUGACGAGGAUCGUCUCAGAUCAGCGGAGGGAAGAGACUUAGACCUAUCCAGUCUUCAAGGUGCUCCAGGAAGCAGGAGUUGAAGACCUGGGUGUGAGGGACACAUACAUCCUAAAAGUACCACAGCAGAGGAGGCCCAGGUAGUGCCAGGAGUCAAGGUUCCCAGGAGACAAACCCCCUAGGAAGACAGGCGACCUGUGAGGCCCUAGAGCACCACCUUAAGAGAAGAAGAGCUGUAAGCCGGCCUUUGUCAGAGCCAUCAUGGGGGACAAGGAGAUGCCUGCUGCUGCGAUGCCAAGUCUUCUCCAGACUUCUGCUGAGAGUCCUCAGAAUCAUUCUGAGGGGGAGGACUCCCAGUCUCCUCUCCAGAGUCCUCAGAGUCGUCCUGAAGGGGAGGACUCCCCAGAUCAUCUCCAGAGACCUCCUGAGGGGAAGGACUCCCAGUCUCCUCUCCAGAUUCCUCAGAGUUCUCCUGAGGGCGACGACAUCCAGUCUCCUCUCCAGAAUCCUCAGAGUCCUCCUGAGUGGGAGGACUCCCUGUCUCCUCACUACUUUCCUCAGAGCCCUCCUGAGGGGGAGGACUCCCUGUCUCCUCACUACUUUCCUCAGAGUCCUUCUCAGGGGGAGGACUCCGUGUCUCCUCACUACUUUCCUCAGAGCCCUCCUGAGUGGGAGGAUUCCCUGUCUCCUCACUACUUUCCUCAGAGCCCUCCUCAGGGGGAAGACUCCCUGUCUCCUCACUACUUUCCUCUGAGUCCUCCUCUGGGGGAGGACUCCCUGUCUCCUCACUACUUUUCUCAGAGCCCUCCUGAGUGGGAGGACUCCAUGUCUCCUCACUACUUUCCUCUGAGCCCUCCUGAGGUGGAGGACUCCAUGUCUCCUCACUACUUUCCUCAGAGCCCUCCUGAGGGGGAGGACUCCAUGUCUCCUCACUACUUUCCUCAGAGUCCUCCUGAGUGGGAGGACUUCCUCGCUCCUCUCCAGAUUCAUCUAUGUCCUCCUCAGGGGGAGGACUUCCAGUCUUUUCUCCAGAGUCCUGUGAGUUUCUGCUCCUCCUCCACUUCAUUGAGUGUUCCCCAGAGUUUCCCUGAGAGUCCUGAGAGUCCUCCUGACGGGCCUGCUCUGUCUUCUCUCCAGAGACCUGUUGGCUCCUUCUGCUCCUACACUUUAGCAAGUCUUCUCCAAAGUUCCCAUGAGAAUCCUCAGAGUCCUCCUGAGGGGCCUGCCCCGUCUCCUCUCCAGAGUCCUGUGAGCUCCUUCCCCUCCUCCACUUCAUCGAGUCUUUCCCAGAGUUCUCCUGUGAGCUCCUUCCCCUCCUACACUUCAUCGAGUCUUUCCCAGAGCUCUCCUGUGAGCUCCUUCCCCUCUUCCACUACAUCGAGUCUCUCCCAGAGUUCCCCUGAGAGUCCUCAGAGUUCUCUCCAGAGUCCUGUGAGCUCCUUCUUCUCCUCUUCUUCAUUGAGCCCAUUCAGUGAAGAGUCCAGCAGCCCAGUAGAUGAAGAUACAAGUACCUCAGACACCUUGCUAGAGAGUGAUUCCUUGACAGACAGUGAGUCCUUGAUAGAGAGCGAGCCCUUGUUCACUUAUACACUGGAUGAAAAGGUGGACGAGUUGGUGCGGUUUCUUCUCCUCAAAUAUCAAGCGAAGCAGCCUAUCACAAAGGCAGAGAUGCUGACGAAUGUCAUCAGCAGGUACACGGGCUACUUUCCUGUGAUCUUCAGGAAAGCCCAUGAGCUCAUAGAGAUUCUUUUUGGCAUUUCCCUGAGAGAAGUGGACCCUGACGACUCCUAUGUCUUUGUAAACACAUUAGACCUCACCUCUGAGGGGAGUCUGAGUGAUGAGCAGGGCAUGCCCCAGAACCCCCUCCUGAUUCUUAUUCUGAGUAUCAUCUUCAUGAAGGGCACCUGUGCCUCUGAGGAGGUCAUCUGGGAUGUGCUGAGUGGAAUAGGGGUGCGUGCUGGGAGGGAGCACUUUGUCUUUGGGGAGCCCAGGGAGCUCCUCACUAAAGUUUGGGUGCAGGAACAUUACCUAGAGUACCAGGAGGUGCCCAACACUUCUCCUCCAUGUUACGAAUUCCUGUGGGGUCCAAGAGCUCAUUCAGAAAUCAUUAAGAGGAAAGUAUUAGAGUUUUUGGCCAUGCUAAACAAUACUGUCCCUGUUACCUUUCCAUCCUCGUACAAGGAUGCUUUGAAAGAUGUGGAAGAGAGAGCGCAGGCCAUAAUUGACACCACAGAUGAUUCUACUGCCACAGAAAGUGCAAGCUCCAGCGUCAUGUCCCCCAGCUUCUCUUCUGAGUGAAGUCUAGGGCAGAUUCUUCCCUCUGAGUUUGAAGAGGGCAGUCGAGUUUCUACGUGGUGGAGGGCUCGGUUGAGGCUGGAGAGAACACAGUGCUAUUUGCAUCAUUUCUGUUCCAUAUGGGUAGUUAAGGGGUUCAACUGUUUACUUUUGGGUAUUUUUCAAAUGUUUUUCCUGUUAAUAGCAGGUUUAAAUAGCUUCAGAAUCCUAGUUUAUGAACAUUAGUCACACAUGUAUUGCUGUUUAUCUGGUUUAAGAGUAACAGUUUGAUAUUUUGUAAAAACAAAAACACACCCAAACACACCACAUUGGGAAAACCUUCUGCCUCAUUUUGUAAUGUGUCACAGGUUAAUGUGGUAUUGCUGUAGGAAUUUUCUUGAAACUGUGAAGGAACUCUGCAGUUAAAUAGUGGAACAAAGUAAAGGAUUGUUAGUAUUUGCAUUUCCUCAGGUCCUUUAGUCUGUUGUUCUUGAAAACUAAAGAUACAUACCUGGUUUGCUUGGCUUAUGUAAGAAAGUAGCAGAAAGUAAAUUGUAAUAAAUAAAAGUGUCAGUGACUCAUU